Molecule: messenger RNA, 862 nt
Organism: Diceros bicornis minor
Lineage: Eukaryota; Metazoa; Chordata; Mammalia; Perissodactyla; Rhinocerotidae
Gene: CFAP95
Product: cilia and flagella associated protein 95
Exons: 7
Coding region: 127-804 (225 amino acids)
Cellular component (GO): plasma membrane
Source: RefSeq, a predicted model, not a curated record
CUCCAUUGACCCCGCCCCAGGUUGCUUAGGAGAUGAGAGACGCCGAAUCUUCGUAGAUGUUGGCGGCGCGGAGAGCAGGACAGGUGCAGAGGGAACGCCUCUGAGGUCUGUACCUCGAGGGCGGCCAUGGAGAGCUCUGACAGCUCCUGCCAGGACUGGUGCAGCAGUGGGCAACACUGGUUUGAGCUCGGACCCACGGACUUGCUGGAGCGCAAGGGCUCCCUGACCCUCCGCUCCCAUCACAAGAAAUACUCGAAACCGGUGUUGGUGUAUUCCUGGCACCGUGACAGAGAAGCUUAUCCCAAAGAUUAUGAUAUAGAAGGUCCCGAGGAAGUAAAAAAACUGUGUAAUUCAACGUAUUGGCGACUUGGAACCGAUGAACCCCCAAUUUGGAUAUCAGAAACACAUGAACAAAUGGCACAAGUUUAUUUAAACAAAGAAUUGGCUGAAGUAAAGAGCAAGACUUUAUUGAAUGAGGAAACAAUGAGCUCUGGGAUUAUUGAAAGGGACACUGGAUUGCCUGCAACAGGCUUUGGAGCUCUCUUUAUUAGACACCCACCAGAUCGGCGCAAAAUGUGUACAUUGACAACAUACGCUGAAGAAUAUGCUCCACCAUAUGAUUAUCAGCCACUUACUCUUCCCUAUCUUCCUUCUCUCCAUUCCAAUUCAUGGUUAAGCCUUAAUGGCAAAGGAUAUUUUUUCUGUACAUUUGGAGAACUCUAUGAUCUGAGUCUUCCAGGUUUGGCCAUUGAUAUUCUAAAGUCCUCAAGAUUGAUUAUCCUUGUCAAGAUGAUUAUUCAAUAGUCCACAGAAAAUGUCGUUCUCAGUUCACAGAUCUAAAUGGUUGCAAAAGAUUUGGCAU